AUGAAGGAGAAAUUACGAGCAGUUUACGAUUCAGUAGACAAAAAAUUCUUUGAACAAUUUGAGUUUCACAUGCGAGAGACAAAUCUACGAAAGCUCACUGCAUAUUUGUACAAACCCAAAGACGCGUCGAGUUUAGCUGUUACCAGAAUAUUGUUUGGUAUAGCGAUGUUAUUCGACAUCCCGGAUGAACGCGGAGGCGCGGCUCUGAAUGCGCGCUGGGGCGACCCCAGCACCUGUCACUUCCCGCUGCUGCCCUUUAUACAACCGAUGCCAAUGCCACAAAUGGCUGCGGUUUAUGCUGCACUCUGGUUAGGUGCGUUAGGAAUCGCUCUAGGGUACAAAUUCCGCUUCAGUUCUAUCACUUUCACGGCGUGCUUCUGGUAUCUCUUGCUGGUGGAAAAGAGCUACUGGAACAACCACAGCUAUCUGUUCGGCCUCGUCGGCUUUCUGCUUACUUUCACACAGGCUAACUGCUAUUGGUCCAUUGACGCCUAUCUAAAUGCAUCAGUAUUUUCGCCGACCGUACCAUACUGGAAUUAUUUCAUACUGAAGUACCAGUUUUUCAUUCUAUACUUCAUGGCGGGUGUCAAGAAAGGCACUGCGGAAUGGCUGACUGGUUACUCUGUCCAGAAUCUUAGCGAACACUGGGUAUUUAACCCAUUUAAGUUAUUCCUGUCGGUGUCACAGACUGACUACCUAAUAGUACAUUGGUUCGUGUUCGCUUUCGACCUGACAGUAGCGGGUUGGAUGAUGUGGUCGCGCUCCCGACACGUCGCCAUGAUCUUCUGUGCUCUAUUUCAUUUGAUGAACAGCAGACUUUUUAGGAUCGGCAUGUUCCCAUGGGUUUGCUUAGCAACAAUGCCCCUAUUUUAUCCUUUCGAUUGGCCUAAAUUAAUGUUCAUUUAUAUGAAAGAUUCGUACACUAAAAGCAAAGCGAUCUUUUGUAAAUACAAAUUCAUGUUUUUAAAUAACAAAACUGUACAAGUGAAAGACAAUAAAGAUAUUUUAAAAGAAGGAAAUACUAAGCAAAUGGAAAAUAAUGUCGAAGACAAAUUUGAGCAAGAUUCAUCAAAAGAAGCUGUCGAUGACACUAAAGAAAUGAAAGAAGGAAAUACAAAUAAGGAGAAAUUGAAUAAAAUGGAUUCGAUAGAACCUACUAAAGUUGAUACAACUAAUAAAGAUUUAAUUGAACGAAAAAGAAUAUUUACGUGUUCUUUAAUCGGUAUUUAUGUAUUUCUGCAAGGUUUUCUGCCAUUUUCACAUUUCAUUACAAAGGGUUACAAUAAUUGGACGAAUGGUCUUUACGGAUAUUCUUGGGAUAUGAUGGUGCACACAUGGGACAUGGAUUCGGUUGUAGUAAAAGUAGUCGAUAAUGAAAAGAAUAUUGAGUUCUUUGUAGACCCAUAUCAUCUCACACCUAAUGAACGCUGGUCUCGACACGGAGACAUGGUACACCAAUAUGCACGAUGUAUAAAAGACCAUAUAAUGAAAGAAUCUAGAAAAAGGCAAUGGAAUGACGCUGGCAAUUAUCUUUCUGAAAAUAUUUCUAUUUAUAUUGAUGUCUGGGCUUCCCUAAAUGGCAGAUUUACGCAGCGUAUGUUUGAUCCAAAAGUUGACUUAUUGAACGUUUCUUGGUCUCCUUUCUCGUCUGUAUCAUACUUGAUGCCGCUCCUCGACGAAGGUCUUAUCUGGAGGGAGCACUUACUAAGCGUUCGGGAAACAGUACACUCGUGGAAUAACAACAGUGAUGUUGUAUUUCUUGCCGAAUUUCCCGGGUAUGAAUACGAGAAAUAUGUACCCGAAGAAUUGAAAAACGUAACCCUCACGGUGCUGGAAGGACUCGUCGUGUACGAACCCGAGGCAUUGCCGAAUCGGAUCAGCAAAUCCUUUCAGCUUCGGACUGGAAACCGCAUGGAAUUGUCUUCUGGAAUCUUCCACAAGAUUAUAAACUUUGGUGAAACACCCGCCUAUUACAUGUACACAUUUUAUAACAGCACCGCAGUGAACUUUUCUCUAUCCACGCCAGUACCAAAGUUACCCUUAGCGAUGGAGCUAAAACGACGUUUUAACAACAUGACAAAGUUUGCAAAUGAUAUAAUUAAAAGUUUAAUACAAUUAUUAUUUAAUGUUUCUAAAUGUUUUGUUUAUCAAUGUGAGAAUUAAUACUUAUAUUACUUUUCGUAGAUGAGGAACAUUAAU
This is a messenger RNA of Papilio xuthus (Asian swallowtail), 2199 nucleotides long. RefSeq names its product vitamin K-dependent gamma-carboxylase. The record is from RefSeq and is a predicted model, not a curated record. The coding region runs from base 1 to 2163 and encodes 720 amino acids. The transcript has 8 exons. Lineage: Eukaryota; Metazoa; Arthropoda; Insecta; Lepidoptera; Papilionidae. Gene Ontology annotation, molecular function: vitamin binding; gamma-glutamyl carboxylase activity. Gene Ontology annotation, biological process: peptidyl-glutamic acid carboxylation.